UUUUGGCUUCUCUUCCCACCUAUUUACUGAACUUUAAAACUAAACCCCAACACACCACCCUUCCUCUCUAUAUCUAAUCCCUCCCUCCCUCUUCCAUGCACCUCUGCUCUUGUUGCUAAAACUAACAACCAUGGCCUUUUUAUCAUGCUCCUGGUUUUCUUCUUCUCUCUUUCUGCUUUUCAUUCUCAUGUUAGCUCCAUAUUCGACGGCUCAAGAAGCAGCCGGCGGUGGGCGGCGGCCAUUGGUUCCGGCGAUGUUUGUGUUCGGCGAUUCGCUUAUUGACAACGGUAACAAUAACAACCUGCCUUCUUUAGCGAAGGCCAACUACUUUCCUUAUGGCAUCGACUUCGCCGGCGGCCCGACCGGCCGGUUCGCCAACGGCUAUACUAUUGCCGAUGAGAUCGGUGAGUUGCUUGGCCUGCCACUCAUUCCUCCAUUCUCCCAAGUUUCUGGCAGCAUAAAUAAUGCUUUAAAUGGUGUUAACUAUGCCUCUGCAGCUGCAGGCAUUUUGGACAUAAGUGGAAGAAAUUUUGUAAGCUACAAUACUUUCAACCAACAAAUCCAAAACUUUGCGUCCACAAUGGAAGACUUCAACAACUUCUUCGGAGCACAAACGGCAGCAGAAUCCAUUGCACGCUCUGUUUUCUUCAUUGGAUUUGGAAGCAACGAUUACCUCAACAACUAUCUCAUGCCAAACUACAACACUCGAUUUCAGUACAAUGGGGAUCAGUUUUCUGAUCUUCUAAUUCAACGUUAUUCUAAACAGCUUGAAACUCUUUACAGUCUUGGAGGUCGGAGAUUCAUAAUUGCAAACGUGGGCGUGUUGGGGUGCAUUCCAUACAUUCUUUCUCAGAAUUUAAGCAGUCACUGCUCAUCAGAAAUUAAUAAUCUGGUGAUCAACUUCAACGGCAAACUUAAGCCGAUGCUGCAUAAUCUCAAUGAAAAUCUUCCAGGAUCCCAGUUUGUACACAUGGAUAUAUAUAGCAUGUUCAAGGAUAUACUUGAGAAUCCUAGGAAUUAUGGAUUCAGUGUGGCCAAUCGUGGCUGCUGCGGAAUAGGAAGAAACAGAGGGCAGAUCAGCUGCCUUCCAUUGCAGCCUCCAUGCCUAAACAGAGAUCUCUAUGUCUUCUGGGACGCCUUCCACCCUACAUCAGCAGUAAAUAUCAUACUGGCAAGACAGUCCUUCAGUGGCACCUCGGAUAUUGUCUCUCCAAUGAACAUACAACAGCUUGUAACUCUCAAUCCCUAAGUUUAAUUAGUUCUUUCUUGCCUUAUUUCUAUCCUCUCCAGUUUUCUUUGUAGCUUUCUAUCUCUAACCUUCUGUGUCCAACUGGACUAUUUG
Messenger RNA from Phalaenopsis equestris, 1342 nucleotides. RefSeq names its product GDSL esterase/lipase At1g71691-like. Lineage: Eukaryota; Viridiplantae; Streptophyta; Magnoliopsida; Asparagales; Orchidaceae. The record is from RefSeq and is a predicted model, not a curated record. Gene Ontology annotation, molecular function: hydrolase activity, acting on ester bonds. The transcript has 5 exons. Bases 131 to 1249 code for a protein of 372 amino acids.